UUAACUUUCUUCAAUUAGAUUCUCUCUUUCACUCUCACAGUAUUUCUGCAGCUGCUCCGCGUCUCACUCCACCGCUAAUUUUCCCGCAUUUUCUCUUCCAACCCCAAACCUCGAGCCGAACGGGCCUUAGCAGAAUCUUUUGAUCAUAUCACUCUUUCGAAUCACAUUCUCUCGUCGUUUUGCAUCGUAACGCAAUUCGCUGCUUCUUUGACCCAUUUCAUCAUAGUUUUCUUCGAAUUUUAACCCUCAAAUCUCAGAGCCAACAGAGACUUUCCUUCCAAAUUCGAUCAGUUUUCCCUUCGAUUAGUUCUUCAAUUUCGGCUCUGAGCUUUGAUUCUUUACUCUUUUCCAAAAAGGGAAAAUAAAUGAAAAGAAAAGCUGAUAUGAAGUAUCGAUGAGCUGAGGGAAAGUGGGUGAUUUAGGGUUUGGUGGUGUUAAAUGAGGCAAUGUGUGUGCUUAGGUGUAUGCGUAGGAGUAUGAGGCAGUAAUGGGUGGGGUUAUGUUAGGGAAAGGAAGUAAUUGAUUUCUAGCGGCGAAAAUGACUGCAGCCGAACAGUCGAGGCCAGGGCCUGUGGAGAGAGAGAUUGAGUUGGCUAUCACUGCUCUUAAAAAGGGAGCCCAAUUACUCAAGUAUGGACGUAGAGGGAAACCCAAAUUUUGCCCCUUCAGACUGGCCAAUGAUGAAUCUGCUUUAAUAUGGUUGUCAGGAAAAGAGGAGAAGCAUCUUAAACUGAGUCAUGUCUCCAGAAUUAUAUCUGGACAGCGUACACCAAUAUUUCAGAGAUAUCCUCGCCCGGAGAAAGAAUACCAGUCAUUUUCUCUUAUAUAUAGUGAUAGGUCUUUAGAUUUGAUUUGCAAGGACAAAGAUGAAGCUGAAGUCUGGAUUACUGGUCUAAAAGCCCUAAUAUCACGCAACCAUCUUAGGAAAGGGAGAGCAGAUUCCAGAAGUGAAGGAAUCUCAUCAGAAGCCACUAGUCCUAAAGCACACACCCAAAGAAGUUCUCCUUUGAGUUCUGCAUUUGGUAGUGGUGGCAGUUCACAGAAGGAUGAGAUGGAUCCCCUACGUCUUCGUACUCCAUAUGACAGUCCUCCUAAAGCUGGUUUAGAAAAGGCAUUAUCUGAUGUGGAAUUAUAUGCUGUGGCUCCCAAGGUUUUAUAUCCAUCUGAAUCUGCUUGUGGCUCAGUUCAUUCCAUUUCAUCAGGAGGCUCAGAAGCAAUAAAUGGGCGUCUAAAGGGUAUGAGCGUGGAUGCUUUUAGAGUAAGUUUAUCAAGUGCUGUUAGCUCAUCAAGUCAAGGUUCUGGUCUUGAUGAGACUGAUGCAUUAGGGGAUGUUUACAUUUGGGGAGAAGCCACUGGUGAUGGUAUUCUUGGUGGGGGAGUGCAUGGAAUUGGAGGUUCUGGUGUAAGGAUGGAUUCUUUUCUUCCAAAAGCCUUGGAAUCUGCUGUCCUAUUGGAUGUUCAGACUAUAGCAUGUGGUCGUCGACAUGCUGCUUUGGUAACAAAACAGGGGGAGGUUUUCUCUUGGGGAGAGGAACUUGGAGGCAGACUUGGGCAUGGUGUUGACUCUGAUGUCUUGCAUCCAAAGCUUGUAGAUGGUCUAAAAAAUAUCAAUGUUGAACUUGUGGCAUGUGGAGAGUACCAUUCUUGUGCAGUAACACUUUCAGGAGAUUUAUACAUAUGGGGUGGUAGUUCUCACAAUUUUGGGCGUCUUGGAUAUGGAAAAGAAGCUAGUAAUUGGGUUCCAAAAAAGUUAAAUGGACCUCUAGAGGGAAUACAUGUCUCAUCAGUCUCAUGUGGACCAUGGCAUACAGCUGUUGUAACUUCUGCUGGGCAAUUGUUUACUUUUGGAGAUGGAACUUUUGGUGUUUUAGGGCAUGGGGACCGCAAAAGUGUAUCUACACCCAGGGAAGUGGGGUCCCUCAAAGGUCUUCGCACUGUCCGAGCAGCCUGUGGUGUUUGGCACACUGCUGCAGUUGUUGAAGUCAUGGUUGGGUCUUCAAGUUCGAGCAAUUGUUCUUCAGGAAAGCUAUUUACAUGGGGAGAUGGAGAUAAAGGCCGUCUUGGGCAUAGUGAUAGAGAACCGAGAUUGGUACCCACUUGUGUUGCUGCUCUUGUUGAACCCAACUUCUGUCAAGUUGCUUGUGGGCACAGCAUGACUGUUGCAUUGACAACUACGGGCCAUGUAUACACAAUGGGAAGCCCUGUAUAUGGUCAACUUGGGAAUUCUCAAGCUGAUGGCAAGCUCCCUGUUCGUGUUGAAGGAAAGCUUACAAAAAACUUCGUUGAAGAAUUGGCUUGUGGUGCUUAUCAUGUAGCAGUUUUAACUUCAAGAACUGAAGUUUACACCUGGGGAAAAGGUGCAAAUGGCCGAUUAGGCCAUGGUGAUACUGAUGAUAGAAAUUCCCCGACAAUUGUUGAAGCUUUGAAGGACAAACAGGUUAAAGGUGUUGUCUGUGGUACUGGUUUUACUGCAGCUAUCUGUCUUCACAAGUGGGUAUCUGGUAUUGACCAAUCCAUGUGUUCGGGCUGCCGCCUUCCAUUUAAUUUCAAAAGGAAACGACACAAUUGUUACAAUUGUGGACUUGUUUUUUGCCAUUCUUGUAGUAUUAAAAAAUCGCUCAAGGCUGCGAUGGCACCAAAUCCCAACAAACCUUACCGUGUCUGUGAUCAAUGUUUCGGCAAACUUCGGAGGGCUAUUGAACCUGACUCACAUUCUGCUCUAAGUAGAAGAGGAAGUAUAAAUCAGAGACUAAUUGAAGUUGAAAACAGUGACUAUUUGAAUACAGGAUCACGUGUCCAACUUGGAAGAAAUAAUUCCAUAGAAUCAUCUAAAGAUGUGGAAAAUGAAUCUUUAAAAAGAAAUAAGUUGAAUGGUUCUCAGGUUUCAAUUUCUGCAAAUGAUUCUUCUCAGCGCAAUACAUUUAAUAACUCUAAAUAUUUUGGUUCAUCCAAGAAAUUUUUCUCAGCAUCUCUUCCGGGAUCAAGAAUUAUGUCUCGAGCAACGUCACCAACAUCAAGGCGAUCUAGUCCGCCUCGUGCAACAACACCAACCCCAAAUAUUUCUGUGCAUGCAUUGCCAAAAGUUGUUGUGGAUGACACUAAAAGAUCAAAUGAUAGGCUGAGUGAAGAAGUUGUUAAAUUAAGGGCUCAGGUUGAAGAACUUACUCGCAAAGCUCAGCUUCAAGAAGUUGAGCUGGCAAGGACAACCAAACAAUUGAAAGAAGCUAUUGCAGUUGCAGAGGAGGAGACUUCGAAAUGCAAAGCAGCAAAGGAAGUAAUCAAGUCACUUACAGCCCAAUUGAAAGACAUGGCAGAAAGGUUACCUGUUGGAGCAACAAGAAACAGCUAUUCACCUUCCUUUUAUUUUUCUAGUGCCACUCCCCCAAGGGAAGUUUCUACUGCAGUCAAUGAGCAACUGAGUUGUCCCACAACUUGCCAUGAACCAGAUUCAAAUGGAUCAACAAGCAGCCCAGUGAUUUCUAAUGUGUCUGGCACCACUAGCAAUCAAACUAUAAAUCACUCUGAAGUGCCUCAUUUGGAAGCAACAUUAAAGAGUAAAAACAGAAUAGCAAAAGUUGAACCUACCCAUGGGGAUGAAUGGGUUGAGCAAGAUGAACCAGGAGUUUACAUUACCCUUGUUUCCUUGCCUGGAGGUGCCAAAGAUAUUAAGCGUGUCCGUUUCAGUCGAAAGCGAUUCAGUGAGAAACAAGCAGAACAAUGGUGGGCAGCAAACAGAGCAAGGGUGUAUCAACAAUACAAUGUUCCCAUGGUUGAUAAAUCUAUUGUGGGUGUGGGUGUGGGUGUGGGAGGGAAGGUUUAGCUCAUUGACCUUCCAUAAUCAAGAUGCAAUUUUGGUGGCACUUGUAAAAGCUAUUGAUCGGAGUUUCAGAUAUUGGUUUAUAUUUCUGAGCUCAUGAUUGGAGGAAGCCAACUUUGUUUCUUAGAGGGUAGGGCUGUUGCUAAUCUCUCUCUCUCUCUCUCUCUCUCUCUCUGUUGCAUUCGGCCAUUCGAUUUUUUUUUUUUGCCUGGUGAAUGAUGUAUCCAUAUUUUCAUAAUUUCCUGUAAUUUUUUCGAAAGGGAAACUUGAAAAAUGGCGAGGGUUAUGUAAAUUCUUUGUAAAGUAGGUUGCUGGCUUUGAAUUCAAAACAGCUGCCUCUUGUAUAUUCAUGAGGAUGGUAGCAUACAGAUUGGAUGACAUCA
Molecule: messenger RNA, 4200 nt
Organism: Hevea brasiliensis (rubber tree)
Lineage: Eukaryota; Viridiplantae; Streptophyta; Magnoliopsida; Malpighiales; Euphorbiaceae
Product: PH, RCC1 and FYVE domains-containing protein 1
Exons: 9
Coding region: 539-3820 (1093 amino acids)
Molecular function (GO): metal ion binding
Source: RefSeq, a predicted model, not a curated record